UGACCCUGCGCUGCCCAGGCUCCUGAGUGCAGCUGCUGACUGCUCAUCCCUUGCGCAAGCUAACAGCUCACAGCCACAAACACCAUGAAGCUGUCCCUGUGUGCCCUGCUGGUCGCUCUGGCCCUUUGCUGCUACCAGGCUGAUGCCACCAUGACUUGCCCAGCUCUUGCGGGAGAAAUGAGUGCAUUUGUCGUCGGCUCAGAAACUGCCUUUAAAAUAUUCAUUGCUCAAUUUAAUAUACCUAAGCCUGCUGCAGAGGCCAAGAUGCUUUGGAAGGCUUGCCUCAAUGAAGCCCUGCCCCUUAAAAAGAGAGCUCUAAUUGCAAAAACUUUGAUUAAAAUUCUUGCGGCCUGCAAGAAUGAAUAAUAAUAAGUCUUCUAAGUGUCAUCUAUGACUUACAAUGAUGUAAUGAAUUUCAAGAAAAUGUCAAGGUUUCAAUCUCUCUUCUAAUAAAUUACUUGCUCAGCACA
Messenger RNA from Sorex araneus (European shrew), 470 nucleotides. Its product is annotated as secretoglobin family 1D member 2-like. Lineage: Eukaryota; Metazoa; Chordata; Mammalia; Eulipotyphla; Soricidae. The record is from RefSeq and is a predicted model, not a curated record. The transcript has 3 exons. The coding region runs from base 85 to 366 and encodes 93 amino acids.